AUGGAUUCAAGACAAGAUGAAAGCAAUAGUCCAGCGGAAUGUAUGUAUGAUGAUGAUACAUUUUUCUUGGAAGAUUUCACGGACUGGCUACGACUACAAAUUGCUCAACCCUCUGGUAUCACUAUGUCACCGAAUACGGACCAUUUACAAGAAACUUCCAACAUGACUGAAUAUAAUUAUGAAACUGCUGAACUCUCUAUUAUCGAUGUGUCAACAAAUACGGACAGGCUACAUGAAAAUUCCAACAUGUAUGAUGGUCCUCAAUAUAAUUAUGAAACCGCUGGACCCUCUGGUAUCGCUGCGUCAACAAAUAUGGACAGGCUACAGGAGAAUUCCAACAUGUAUGAUGGUCCUCAAUAUAAUUAUGGAACUGUUGGACCCUCCGGUAUCGCUGCGUCAACAAAUAUGGACAGGAUACAGGAGAAUUCCAACUUGCAUGAUGGUCCUCAAUAUAAUUAUGGAACUGCUGGACCCUCUGGUACCGUUGCGUCAACAAAUAUGGACAGGCUACAGGAAACGUUCGACAUGUUUGAUUAUCGGGGCCCUCCAAAUAAUCAUGAAAACUAUAAACAAGAUGCGCCAUCUUAUUCUACUCAGCUUGACAUUCAAAUUUCAACAAAAUAUGUGAACAUUUCGCAAGUAGAAAUUACAGCUCCAUACAGCAUGCCUGAUCAUCCAAAAAUAUAUGACUGUAAUCAAGCCGAGAAAUUUGGCGAUUUUACCGAACCUUAUAAACGUGGAAGAUCCCAAUCUGGCAAAAGCGAAAAAUCUAACUACGAAAGAGACGUAAACGAAGGAGGUUUCAAUCCAGUAUUUCUACGAAUAGAUCAGGAUUAA
This is a messenger RNA of Funneliformis caledonium, 837 nucleotides long. The record is from the annotation of a GenBank genome assembly. Lineage: Eukaryota; Fungi; Glomeromycota; Glomeromycetes; Glomerales; Glomeraceae.